AGGAAGAGUUAGCUAACGUUACAUGUAUUACUAUAGCAUUUCGCAGUUAUGUUGUCAGCUUCUGUGUAUCAUUCUUGCAUAUAAGUGCACUUUCAGUUUCAAAACAAAUUGUGAAUUAGCUACAAAAGCUAGCAAUAGGAAGGCUAGGUAACAGCCUUACUAAUUUAGGUGCACUAUAGAGACAGCUAAAUUACCUCGCCACUUCGAUCACAACUAGUCUUAGGCACAAGUAAGCCACCGAUGUUUGGGGACUAUGAAGCGCAGAGGCACUGGCAAGAAGUAACAUAUAACCUCCCAGUUCAUCAAUGGUACUUCAAUACCACUGACAACAACUUGAAUUACUGGGGACUGGAUUAUCCUCCACUAACAGCCUUUCAUAGUCUUCUCUGUGCCCACAUAGCUCAACUGAUAAAUCCUGAAUGGGUUGAGCUACAUAAGUCUCAGGGGUACGAGAGCCCUGCCCACAAGCUCUUCAUGAGAGCAACUGUUAUUUUUGCAGAUAUUUUAAUAUACAUUCCAGCAGUUGUCGUCUACUGUUUGUACCUCACGGAUGGAUCUACAAGAAGGAAGAUUUCAACAUUGCUGUGCAUCCUGCUCUAUCCAGGACUCAUUCUCAUUGACCACGGACACUUUCAGUACAACAGUGUGAGCCUGGGUCUGGCGCUUUGGGGGGUACUAGGUCUAGGCCUGGGCUGGGACCUGCUGGGCACUCUGGCCUUCACCCUGGCACUCAACUACAAGCAGAUGGAGCUCUACCACUCUCUGCCCUUCUUCUGCUACCUGCUGGGCAAGUGUGCCAAGAAGGGCCUGACACACAAAGGGUUGAUCCUGCUUUUGAAGAUCUCAGUGACGGUUGUUGCGACCUUCGCCCUGUGCUGGCUGCCCUUCCUGUCUGAUCCCCAGCAGUCCCUGCAAGUGCUACGCCGGCUGUUUCCUGUGGGCCGUGGCCUGUUUGAGGAUAAAGUGGCCAACACGUGGUGCAGCUUGAAUGUCCUGAUAAAGAUCAGAGCCCAGCUGUCCCCUGAAACACAGUUAUACCUCAGUUUUGCUGCCACACUUCUGGCUGUCAUACCUUCAUCUCUGAAGCUGUUGAUGAACCCCACAUUCUGGCAAUUCAAACUUGCCCUGGUGAACUCGUCGCUGGCCUUUUUUCUAUUUUCCUUUCAGGUUCAUGAAAAAUCAAUCCUCCUGGUUGCAUGUCCCGUUUGCCUCCUGAUUAACGAAAUCCCACUGAUGGCAAUUUGGUUUCUACUUGCCUCUACCUUUAGCAUGCUCCCCCUGCUCCUGAAGGACGGCCUGCUCCUGCCCUAUGCCGUCACCUCCCUGGCCUUCCUCUUCCUCUGCCUGUACCUGCUCUCCGCCCUGGACCGUGCCACCGAGGAAGUCCUGAGGGUCGGCCCGUACGUGCGUCUGUACAGGACCUGCUUCCCCAGAAUAAACAUCCCCGCAAUCAUCAAGUGGAAAUUUGCUUUCUUCCUUCUCGCCAUGGCUGGCUUGAGUUUUACGAGCGUUGCGCUGGACCCUCCAGCUAACCUGCCUGAUUUGUUUCCUGUCCUGGUGUCUCUGUGCGCCUAUUCCCAGUUCCUGGGCUGUCUGGUAUAUUUCAACGUUGUUCAGCUGAUGGAGUCGCCCGGUGCGGACGAUCGCAAAAAGAUCAAGUGAAAACCUUGAGAAGAACAGAGAAAAAUAAAACAAACGUCUCACUAAUAAAGACUUCAGAACAGAACGCCUUCAACCCGAGACAACUGUGGACAUUGUUGUUUUGUAAUCAUGUCGAUGAAAACCAGAGAAUAUUUUGAUACCAUUAAAAGAACAUUCCUAUAAA
Molecule: messenger RNA, 1825 nt
Organism: Conger conger (European conger)
Lineage: Eukaryota; Metazoa; Chordata; Actinopteri; Anguilliformes; Congridae
Gene: alg6
Product: ALG6 alpha-1,3-glucosyltransferase
Exons: 14
Coding region: 241-1662 (473 amino acids)
Biological process (GO): protein N-linked glycosylation
Cellular component (GO): endoplasmic reticulum membrane
Molecular function (GO): dolichyl pyrophosphate Man9GlcNAc2 alpha-1,3-glucosyltransferase activity
Source: RefSeq, a predicted model, not a curated record